AUGAACGCUCGUCUUGUCCUGGUCGCUGCUCUGCUGUCCAGUUGUUCAGUCUCAGGGGAAACCUCUGAUGACAGGGUGCAGAAGAUUCAGGCCUCUGCUGGCGAGGCGGUUGUUCUGCCGUGUCAAAUCAAUGCCACCCAGGGAGACGUCCCAACGGUGGAGUGGUCCAAGGAGGGUCUGGUCCCAAAAAACAUCACCUUUCUGUACCGGAACCACUUUGAGACCUUCGAGAUGAAGAAUCUGGACUUCAAGUUCAGGACCAGUCUCUUCCUGAACGAAGUGAAAGACGGAAACAUCUCCUUGAGGAUUUCAAACGUGCGGCCCUCGGAUGCAGGAAAGCACGAAUGCAAGACUCUGCAGUGUGAGGUGAACAGCUCGCUGCCGCAGCUUCACAUGACGUUUCUUCUUGACCAUCAAGAAAAGGUCAUCGAUGCUGAAGACCCAAAGCGACGUCCAGAUUCCAGCGGAUGUUUCACCUUCACAGGGAGAGUGACAGUGCCGACUGAGAGCGACAGGGUCACCUGCAGAGUUCACCAGCCUCACACAAGCUACUCCAGAGAUGCACAGAUUUACUUUACAGAAGCUAAAGACACGAAGUCCUCCACAGUUUGGUCCUUCGUUGCUGUUGCUGUUGUUGCUGUUGCUGUUGCGGGGUUUGGAUUCGUCUUCCUCCUCUGUUUUUUUAGGAAUAAAAUAUAUUCCUACUGUGCGGGAAGAAAAAUACCUCCAGAGAGCAAUCAGCCAUCAGUACAAAGCACAAGUUACAAGGACGCAAAGUCUGACCUGCGGGUAAGCCAGACUGACAGCAGUCCAACCGUCACCAGUGAGCUUCUAAGAAAAAAGAGGGACUGGAGUCGCAGCUUCAAGAGAAAGAAGGGAUCAUUAUUAGCAGACUAA
Molecule: messenger RNA, 897 nt
Organism: Hippoglossus stenolepis (Pacific halibut)
Lineage: Eukaryota; Metazoa; Chordata; Actinopteri; Pleuronectiformes; Pleuronectidae
Exons: 6
Coding region: 1-897 (298 amino acids)
Biological process (GO): T cell costimulation; immune response; cellular response to lipopolysaccharide
Cellular component (GO): external side of plasma membrane
Source: RefSeq, a predicted model, not a curated record